GGGGCCGACGUAAGAAAUGUGGCUGAGCGAACGCGCGAACACAGCGGAUAGGCAAUCCAAGAACAGAACCAGAAGAUAAGUUCAUCUCACAUUAACGAAGCACACGCUUCAGAAGCAAGGGAUCUUCAAUGGCGUCUCUGCAUUGCUUACCCCCUGUCCAGAAGUCUCUCUUCAUCAAUUCUCUUCCUCAGAAACUCCAUGGAAGAUCUGUCUGCUGCAGAGCGGGGAUUUCAUUUCUUGUCAGGGCUGAGCGAGCACGCGGAUCUUCAGUUAAUGGCCAUGCGUGCAGUUCCGAAGGUCAGUUUACCAAAUUGAGAUGGAAAAUCAGACUUGGGAGACGCCAGCUGCUAGCGGGCAGUGCGUUUAUUACUUGGAUUUAUCUUGCAGACAUGAAUUCCAUGUCAUUUGCUGCAGAAACAAAGAAAGGGUUCUUAUCAGUUUCAGACAAGAAAGACGGCUACUCAUUCGUCUAUCCAUUUGGGUGGCAGGAAGUAGUCAUUGAUGGUCAAGAUAAGGUAUUCAAAGAUGUAAUUGAACCAUUAGAAAAUGUCAGUGUCAAUAUGAUUCCAACCAGCAAAGAAGAUAUUCGAGAUUUUGGGUCCCCUCAACAGAUUGCUGAAACUUUGAUAAAGAAGGUUCUAGCUCCCUCUAAUCAAAGAACAAAGUUAAUCGAAGCAUCAGAGCAUGACAUUGAUGGGAAAGCGUACUACACAUUUGAGUUUGUAGCUCAAGCUCCAAACUACACUCGCCAUGCUCUCAGCACAAUUGCUGUUGCCAACGGAAAAUUCUACACUUUGACAACCGGAGCAAAUGAGAGGAGGUGGGAGAAAAUGAAAGAUAAAUUGCGCACGGUCGUCGAUUCCUUCACAAUUUCAAAAGUUUGACGGGGCUCCCAUGUGAACACGUUUAUCAUUAAUUUAGAUUCUCUCAGGUUGUUUACAGCUUAAACUUCUGUAACUUAUCCACCCUUUUGUUCAUUAAUUAAUUUCAUCAACAUUCGAGCUUACAGGAAUUACAACACCUUGUAACGACAGUUUUACUUAAAUUCCUGACAAAUUGUGUGAA
Messenger RNA from Cucurbita pepo subsp. pepo (vegetable marrow), 1065 nucleotides. RefSeq names its product psbP-like protein 1, chloroplastic. Gene Ontology annotation, cellular component: extrinsic component of membrane; photosystem II oxygen evolving complex; photosystem II. NCBI's taxonomy places the organism in Eukaryota, Viridiplantae, Streptophyta, Magnoliopsida, Cucurbitales, Cucurbitaceae. Gene Ontology annotation, biological process: photosynthesis. Gene Ontology annotation, molecular function: calcium ion binding. The record is from RefSeq and is a predicted model, not a curated record.